AUGGCUUCUGCAACGAGCUUUUACGACUUCAAGCCAAAAGACAAAAAAGGCGAACCCUACGACCUCUCCAAGCUCAACGGCAAAGUCGUCCUGGUCGUGAACACGGCGUCCAAAUGCGGCUUCACACCCCAGUUUGAAGGCCUCGAGAAGCUGUACAAGGAACUCAAGGCCAAGCACCCCAACGACUUUGAGAUUCUCGGUUUCCCCUGCAACCAGUUUGGCGGCCAGGACCCGGGCUCCAACGACGAGAUUCAGACGUUUUGCCAGGUCAACUAUGGUGUUAGUUUUCCCGUGCUGGGCAAGAUUGAUGUCAACGGCGCCACGGCAGACCCCGCGUUCGAAUGGCUCAAGAACGAAAAGCCGGGCCUCAUGGGCCUCAAGCGCGUCAAGUGGAACUUUGAAAAGUUCCUCGUUGGCCGUGACGGCAAGGUCAAGGGCAGAUGGGCCAGCACCAAGAAGCCUGAUGAUCUCAAGGCCGAGAUCGAGAAGGAGUUGAAUGCUAAAUAA
This is a messenger RNA of Exserohilum turcica Et28A, 507 nucleotides long. RefSeq lists its product as uncharacterized. Gene Ontology annotation, biological process: response to oxidative stress. The transcript has 3 exons. The coding region runs from base 1 to 507 and encodes 168 amino acids. The record is from RefSeq and is a predicted model, not a curated record. Lineage: Eukaryota; Fungi; Ascomycota; Dothideomycetes; Pleosporales; Pleosporaceae. Gene Ontology annotation, molecular function: glutathione peroxidase activity.